AUGGCAAAAGCAUACAGAAAGGAAGAUUUUGAUAAAUUAAUGGCUAAGGUGGUGAAAGUUGAUCAUAGGGUGAAGGAUUACCUUGAAGAUGCUGGUUAUGAGAAGUGGAUAAGAGUUCAUUCAAUUGUAAACAGAGGUAGAAUGAUGACUUCGAACAUCGCUGAGUGUAUCAAUGGAUGCCUUGUCGAUGCAUGUAGGUUAUCUAUAAUAGACUUCUUGGAGGAAGCUAGACUUCUAUUUGGUAGUUGGAACUAUAAAAAGAGAGAAACAGCGUCAUAUACAAAGGACACAUUGGGCCAAAGAUUUGAGGAGAUAUUGAUUGUAAACGCAUCUAAAAGUUCAAAGAUGAAGGUUGUUCCAUCAUCUGAAUAUAUUUUCUCAGUUCAUGAAGCCGGAAGAAGAUACAUUAUAUGUCUUGAGAGGAAAACUUGCACAUGUGGAAGGUUUCAACAUGAUGAGAUACCUUGCGGACACACAAUUGCAGUUUUGAAGCAAAAGAAUGUUAUAAAUUUGCACUCAUAUUGCUCUAAUUACUACAAGCCUGAUGCAUUCGAAAAAACGUACGAGGUUGCAAUGGUUCCAAUGCCAGAUAAGGAGGAUUGGACCGUUUCAGACUAUGUUUUAGAUGAAAUUGUCCGGCCACCUAGGUAUAGAAGGUUGGCUGGACGACCAAGAAAGCGAAGAAAGAAAAAUGCGGAUGAGAAAAUAACAGUGAACAAUAAUUCUUGA
Molecule: messenger RNA, 729 nt
Organism: Solanum pennellii
Lineage: Eukaryota; Viridiplantae; Streptophyta; Magnoliopsida; Solanales; Solanaceae
Exons: 2
Coding region: 1-729 (242 amino acids)
Molecular function (GO): zinc ion binding
Source: RefSeq, a predicted model, not a curated record